Molecule: messenger RNA, 1205 nt
Organism: Amborella trichopoda
Lineage: Eukaryota; Viridiplantae; Streptophyta; Magnoliopsida; Amborellales; Amborellaceae
Product: large ribosomal subunit protein eL8y
Biological process (GO): ribosome biogenesis
Cellular component (GO): ribonucleoprotein complex
Molecular function (GO): RNA binding
Source: RefSeq, a predicted model, not a curated record
ACCCCCAUAUAAGUUGCAAAGAUUAAAACCCCUUAUUUGACGAAGGGGCCAGUAUCGGAGGACUCUACUCGCCGUGGUCUCUGGCAUCAACAAAUGGCCCCUAAAAGAGGUGGAAAGGCACCUGCACGAGCCAAGAAGAAGGCUGAGAAGGUUGUGAAUCCCUUAUUCGAAAAGCGUCCUAAGCAAUUUGGGAUUGGGGGAGCUUUACCUCCAAAAAGGGAUUUGCAUAGAUUUGUGAAAUGGCCAAAGGUCAUACGCAUUCAAAGGCAGAGGAGGAUCCUUAAGCAGCGUUUGAAGGUUCCUCCUGCUCUGAAUCAGUUCACCAAAACAUUGGACAAGAACCUUGCAACAAAUCUUUUCAAGAUGCUUCUUAAGUACCGACCUGAAGAUAAGGCAGAGAAAAAGGAAAGGCUUUUGAAAAGGGCUCAGGCAGAGGCAGAAGGGAAGACUGUUGAAUCAAAGAAGCCCAUUGUCGUCAAGUAUGGUCUCAAUCAUGUUACAUACCUUAUUGAGCAGAACAAGGCUCAGCUUGUGAUUAUUGCUCAUGAUGUGGAUCCCAUCGAGCUUGUUGUUUGGUUGCCAGCUUUGUGCCGCAAAAUGGAAAUCCCUUACGCCAUCGUAAAGGGGAAGGCUCGCUUGGGCACUAUUGUGCACAAGAAGACAGCUGCAGUCUUAUGUUUGACCUCAGUGAAGAAUGAGGAUAAGUUGGAUUUCAGCAAGAUUGUGGAGGCAAUCAAGGCCAAUUUCAACGACAAGUAUGAUGAAUACCGCAAGCGAUGGGGUGGGGGCAUCAUGGGCUCCAAAUCCUUGGCCAAGACCAAAGCUAGGGAGAGGCUCUUGGCCAAGGAAGCAGCUCAGAGAAUGACUUGAAGAAAGGGAGCAUUUUGCUUCUGUAAAUUUAGAGCAAGGAAGAGUGUUUGCUCUUUUCUUGUCACCCUGUUUCUUGGUUUUAGAUUUUCUUGAUUUCAAUCUCAUCAUCAUUUCAUCAGCAUCUUCGAGAUUAGGUUUUUUGUGUUUUUGAGCAUGAGCUGAAUCAGGUAUCUUCAACUUUGAUUGUAUCCGUGCCAGUUUUCCGUGGGAAUAUAUUUUGCUACUUGAUAUGCCUUCUCUCUCUCUCUCGUUCUUUUUCGUUUUUGUGGAUGUUUGCAAUGCGAUACUGAUUUAAUUUAUUGAAAAAAUAAAUUCUGAUUAGCAGGGUUAUACAA